AUGAAAUCAUCGAUUUUCGUUGCCUUCCUCUUAGUGGGUCUUUUCGUUGCCCCCUUAAAUUGCCAAGAUGCCACGAAAGGGGAAAAUAAAAGUGUGGUGUUAGAUGAAAAUAAUAAUAAUAAUCCUGCUGUAACAACGGUUGUGCCUAAUAAAGAUGAUACAACUACAGACAAACCUACUACAACAACUGAUAAGCCGACAAGCACAACAAGUACAGAAACGCCUACAACAACAACAACCACAGAAAAAAGUACGACAACAUCAACAACACCAGCUUCAAAUGAUACUACAACCUCGAGUACAACAAGUACGUCUUCAACAACUACCACCACAACAACAGUUGCACCCGAUACAACAACAACUCCUGCUCCAACUACAACAACCACAACAACAGUCGCUCCAAAUACAACAACCACAACAACUGUUGCUCCAAAUACAACAACAGUUGCACCCACUACCACCACCACUCCAUCACCAAAUCCAACACCUUUGCCACCAUGCCGUCGCUUCGAUGGCCCCUCCUUCAUCGGUGGUAUUGUCCUUACAUUAGGCUUAUUGGCUAUUGGCUUGGUAGCAUAUAAAUUUUAUAAGGCCCGCAAUGAACGCAACUACCACACUCUUUGAGCCGCCACCGCUUUUACGUCUGCAUUUAAUGCGACUGCGAAUGGCGCAUCUGCCAGUGCGACUCCACAUACAGAUGCUGAACGUGUACGUUUUAUGCCGGCAAUACCUCUGCGGGCUCCACCAUCACCCCCUCCCCCACCACCUACGUCGCAGCAGACAAACAA
This is a messenger RNA of Musca vetustissima, 788 nucleotides long. Its product is annotated as salivary glue protein Sgs-3. NCBI's taxonomy places the organism in Eukaryota, Metazoa, Arthropoda, Insecta, Diptera, Muscidae. Bases 1 to 624 code for a protein of 207 amino acids. Gene Ontology annotation, cellular component: cytoplasmic vesicle. The transcript has 2 exons. The record is from RefSeq and is a predicted model, not a curated record.